UUUCUUUGCAUUCAUCACGAAAAGCUCCAAAAUCUCUUUCAUUCGUUCAGAUUCACACUCUCUUCGGCGAGAAACUGUUAGAUCGUUCGUUACUUACUUGUGGUUCCGCCGCCGACUACAAAAUCGUACUAUUCUAGCUCUCGGAAAAUGAUCUGCCUAGUUCUCUCUGUCCUCAUCACGGCGACUGCGGAGUUCGGUGGGGAGGUAUUAGAGACGGAGCUCUGGUGCGUGGCGAAGAACAACGCUGAGGAUUCGGCACUUCAAUUCAAACGGCCGUUGACUGGGCUUGUGGGCCUGGAGGAGCUGCUUGCGGUGAGAUCCAGCAAGGCAGCUGUUAGAAUCCUAGUCAAGGAGCAUGCAAGUCUCCUUCAAGUUUCUGCAGAACAUUUAAGAAGUUGCACAUCUGAAAAUGUUCUCAUCCUCCAUAGGGCUUCGUUUUACUAAGCAUUUUAAUAGUUACACUCAUGCGGAUGCGCUUGCAAUCUCGUGGUGCAGUAAGAGACUGAGCAGUGGAAGUAUCGCGGAUGCCACUUCAACGCAGGCAACAAACUGCUGCACAAGAUUUCAGCGGAGCAAGGCGGAUGUUGAGCAGCUGCUCGUUGCCUUUUAUCAUUUUAGGCCACAUAAUGACUCAUCAUCUUUAGCUACCGCUUGGUGAUUGAAGGUAACCCUUUUGUUUUUUAAUCUCUCAACCCUUUCCUCAACCCUCAAUUUUAUGUAAACUAAAAUGGUUCUGCAUCUUUAACGGAUCCCUGGAAUGUAGCUCUCUACUGUCUUACCAUUGUCAAGAGUUAACUAGAAAGGCAUCAACGUUAGCUGUGUAUCAUCAUGAUGUAACUUUUGACUAACAUAUACAUGGUGUUCCAUUACACAAAACUAUCCAAAGAAGAAAAACAGAGAAUGGUUUAGUAAUAAAAGAAAGGAGAGUAUAGUAUAAUUUACCGGUUACGCAAACCUUUCCCUUUAUGCACAACCACCAUUUUCGAUCUCUCUUGAUUCUACACAAGAAGCGAUAAGGUGUUUGAAAACAAAAAAAAAAAAAGACGAAAGAAGCGAUGUUUUGACUUUUCUUCCUUAUUGUCCAAGUGCCAGGUGGCCUCUUUGACCAUCUGCUUCCACAACAAUCGAUCAUUUUCAGGUCAGCUUCCUUGCGUCAUAUGGAAUCUCAAGCUUUACAGUUCCUUUUAUACCAAUAUUGCUUUACAGAAAAACAAAUCCAAAGAAAAAUUUGACGAGGAUUCUGACUUUAAGGAGAAGGCACAACGGACUAUAUACGUCAAAGCUUUGGCUAAGAUUUGUGGAAUCAGCCGAACUGAGUCUACCAAGGUUAUUAUGUUCCUCCAAGUUGAGCUUGAAGAGAAGGCAGAAAGAAUUUACAAACCUUAUAUCCCCUUGCAUGGAAUUGGCUAUCAAUGGUUGAAGCAAUUGGUGGUGCUUGUGUUGUAAGUUGUAACCAUCCAAGACUUGGAGACCCCACUCAUGCUUGUCAAGAGAAAUGGUGGUGGUUUUUACCCAUUGCACAAGAUAUAGCUGCUCUUUGGUAUCCGCUUAAUGAAAAGAAAGCUGAGUGGGUUAUUUAUGUAGCAGAGGUGUUUUUUACUCUAAAUCAUGCUCUCAGAAAACCAGGAUGGCUUCCAGUUCCAGCCAAUGAUUUAAUUUACCCUAGAGCUAGCCAUGUUUGUUCCUUGGAGGAGAUGGCAAGCGGUUCAGAAAUCUGUGUGCGCUGUUACAGAAUCCUUGCGCAGCUAGAAGAUGAUGUAGUCCCUUGGGAAUCACAGAUGGGGAAUUGGAAAACAAAUUUGGAAGUAAUGGCAGUGAAGGAGGAACAGUACAUACAGCAGUACAAGAAGUAUGAGAUGGUACUCAAUCGUGUUGGCUACACUCCAGAGAUCAGCCACAGGAGAGCUGGUAGAAAUGGCAGAGCACCGGAAGGAAUUGGAGAAGAUGACAAAACCUGUACUUGAUACACUAAGAAGCUACCAGGAUUUAACUCCGGUAAUCUUCAUCUUUACUUGUCAAAGCCUUCAAACAGGACGAAGCUCUGGCUGCACUAGCAGCAAUCGAAGACAAGAAAAGACAGUUUGCAUCUGCGGAAAAGUAUGUAGAAGAAGUAUUACAAUCAGCCCUUGAGACAAGCGAUGAGUGAUCUUUAUAUAAAAAAACCGGAAAAUAUAUUCUGUUUUUAUUUAUUUUUUGGGGGUAUAUAAACGUGCAACUUGUGUGUUUGAGAGACUAUCCAUUGCUUUGUUUUUUACUCUCAUUGUUGUUUUGAUAUCUCAUUGCUGAGAAGAGUAAUCAUAAUAACUAAA
Camelina sativa (false flax) is the source of this 2309-nucleotide messenger RNA. RefSeq lists its product as uncharacterized. Lineage: Eukaryota; Viridiplantae; Streptophyta; Magnoliopsida; Brassicales; Brassicaceae. The record is from RefSeq and is a predicted model, not a curated record. Gene Ontology annotation, biological process: spindle assembly. Gene Ontology annotation, cellular component: HAUS complex; cytosol.